Molecule: messenger RNA, 2250 nt
Organism: Trichomonas vaginalis G3
Lineage: Eukaryota; Parabasalia; Trichomonadida; Trichomonadidae
Product: antigen BSP-related family
Exons: 1
Coding region: 1-2250 (749 amino acids)
Source: RefSeq, a predicted model, not a curated record
AUGUUUUAUGGUAAUAAUAUUAUACAAACAGUAACUCUUCCAGCUAGUGUUGAUACAAUCGGACAAUACGCAUUUGCAUUUUCAUCUAUACAAACCAUAAAUCUUGGUUCCGUCACAAAGAUUGAGGAAAAUGCCUUCGAAAACUGUCAACAGUUAUCAAUUAACUCUUUCCAUAAUGAUUUAUCAAUGGCUGCCUACGCAUUUUCAGGAUCCGGAAUAAGUUCAAUUAUUAUCAAAGAUUGUCCUAAAUUUUUAUGUUGCAAAUGCUUAAAACUAUCUGAAGUUACAAUUUUAUCAACUUGUACAUCAAUUGAUGAACACGCCUUUGCAUAUUGUUCUCAAUUAACACAAAUUCAUUUUGAUCAAGAUAUAAGUUCUUUAUUCAUUUUUGCAUAUUCAUUUUAUGCAUCAGGAUCAUUUAGUGUUUCUCUUCCUAAUGCACAAUCUAUUUAUGUAUAUGAUAAUGCUUUUGCUUUGUCAAAAAUCCAAAAAUUUGAAGUGAAAUGCACUUUUUUAUCGUUUCAUGGGAAAUGUUUUAUGCAAUGCCCUGAAUUAACAACAGUUGUAAUAGAUUCAAACAGCGUCAGUUCUGAUGAUUCUGCUAUUUUAUUAUUUGGAAAUUGCAUGAAACUAAAUAGUGUGACAAUUAAAAAUAUGGAUAAAGUUGGUCAAUCAACAUUUUUAAAUUGUGUUGGACUUCAAACAGCAAAUUUACCUCAAGCAACAAUAUUUGAAAAGAACUCAUUUUUCAAUUGUAAAUCAUUAUCAACAUUAACAAUACUUGAAAGUGAUAUUCAAGUAAAUGAAUAUGCAUUUUCAGGUUGUUCUUUAUUAACAAGUUUUCCAUUUGAAAAUACAAAAUCAAUUGGAAUUGGAUCUUUUAGUUUUUGUUCUUCACUUGUUGUUGGUGAAUCUGUUCCAUUGUUUGGUGCAAUGUCAUCUUUUGCGAACUGUAAUUCAUUAACACAAAUAACUGUUACAUCAAAAGAUAAUUUUCCAAUUUACAUGUUUGAGAAUUGUGUCGGAUUAACUAAAGUUACAUUUACUGAUGAGAAUACUAAUGUAUUUGGAUUUAUGUUUGCAGGAUGCACAUCUCUUGAAGAAGUAGAUCUUAAUAAAGUUACAGCUAUUGAUAAUUUUGCUUUUCAAAAUACAAAAUUAACAAAUUUAGAUCUUAAAACUGUGAAAACAAUUGGAUUGAAAUCAUUCCUUAAUUGCGGUAUUCAAAAAAUAACUAUUCGAACUGAUAUAACUCAAAUUGAUCAAACAUCAUUCCAAGGUUGCUCACAACUAUCACAAAUCAUCAUUGAAGAUGGUGUUACGAAGUUUGACAUGUUUGGAUUCGAAGAUUCUUCUCCAGUGACAUUUACGAUUAACAACCAAAAUUUCAAUUACAAUGAUAACAUAUUAAUGCAAGGAACAAAUACAAUUUUAUAUUAUGGAAAAGAUGAUAUUAAAUACACAGUUCCUGCUGAAAUAGAAAAGAUAGGAAAAUGUGCUUUUUGUCAUAGUAAAAUAACUGAAAUUACUUGUGAUAAAGAAAUUACUUUUCCAUAUGGAUUUUCCGGAUUAAAAACACUUGUAACUGUAACAGUUACAGGAGUUAAUACUAUUCCAGAUUAUGCAUUUUAUAACUGCAUUAAUUUGGAAACAAUAGAGUUCCCUUCAACAACAAAAAACAUUGGUAAUUAUGCAUUUUGUAACUGCAAGAAACUAGAAAAUAUAAAUUUGGAAACUGCUGGAGAUAUCGGAGAACAUUCAUUCGAAAAUUGUUCAUCUCUUACUAGUAUAAAAUGCGAAAGUUCAACAAUUAUGGCAUAUGCAUUUUAUAAUUGUAAAUCACUUAAGAAUGUUGAAUUUAAAUCACAAUAUAUUAAUCUUGGUAUGUAUUCUUUCUCAAGAACAGGAAUUGAAAACAUUACUCUUCCAAGUGGUCAAUUUGAAGACGGAGUUUUUUCUUAUGCUGAGAAACUUCAAUUCUUAAAUUAUUCAGGUACAGAUAGUUUAAAUAUUCCAUCUUAUAUGUUUGAACAUACAUCAUUAGUCGGCAUUUAUCUAAAAAUAACUAGAAUAGGUAAGUUUUCUUUCUCGUUCAUUAAAAGUUUAAGAUUAUUUGUAAUUAUAGAUGAAUGUGAAGUUAUUGAUCCAGAAUCAUUUUAUGGAUCUGAAAAUGUUCAAUUUAGAUUCACUUCAUGUAUUCAUCCAAAAUUUUUAUUAGGAAAUCAUGAAUUAGUUGAUAAAGAUACAUGA